Molecule: messenger RNA, 2459 nt
Organism: Xiphophorus couchianus (Monterrey platyfish)
Lineage: Eukaryota; Metazoa; Chordata; Actinopteri; Cyprinodontiformes; Poeciliidae
Product: CD276 antigen-like
Exons: 4
Coding region: 68-700 (210 amino acids)
Biological process (GO): T cell receptor signaling pathway; regulation of cytokine production
Cellular component (GO): external side of plasma membrane
Molecular function (GO): signaling receptor binding
Source: RefSeq, a predicted model, not a curated record
GCUUGGUGUUCUUGGAAGGAUGAGCACACUGUCAUUAUGAGACCUUGGGUGUAGCACGGCUUACGUAAUGCUGUACUUGUGUUUUCUUUUGCUUGGGCUCAUUUUCACCCCAACUCCCCUUAAAGGUCAAUAUCAGGUAACAAGCUCGCGUCAACCAGUUGUUGCUGCUCAAGGUGAUGAUGUCAUCCUCCAGUGCCUCGUGGAGCCUCCAUUGGACAUGGUGGACAUGACUGUGGAGUGGUCAAGGCCUGACGCCAAACAUCGGCCAAAGGGAAUGGAGUACGUACAUCUUUACCGAGACAACCGUGAGGUUCUGGACAUGAAGAGCUCGUCGUACCACGGGAGGACGGCGUUGUUCGCAGGCGGCCUCAGACACGGCAACAUAUCCCUCAUCAUCACCAACGUCACGACUGCGGACGAAGGGACGUACAAAUGCUUUGUCCCAAAGCUACAUGGCAACACCAAAUCCUCAAUUGUUCACCUUAUUGUUGAUCAAAACUCUAAUCUCAAACCACCUAAAACCAUUACUUCAGAGACACGACUCCACCCCGAAGCAAAGAGGCAGAGUGUUCUGAACGCUGCAGGCAGCAGCUGUGUUUUCAGUGAGGAUGAGGAUGUUGAGCUUGAUGAUGGAUGUGUGAGAUGUUCUGCUGCCGUUUCCACCACAGCCAAUCAGACUGGAUGGAGCAGGUUCAUGUGAAGCAGCAGAAUCCUGCAGACAUACAAGUUUUCUUCCUGGAUGGAUCACCGGACAUUCAGCCCUUUUCUGGAACUCUGACAGAAAUGACUACUUAAUAGCACCAUCUGCUGGCCACUAUCUGUAAGCACAAGUCACUGACAGAAGAAGUCUGGUGGGAAUUUUGUUUUUUCUCACUGGGAUGUUGCAAACCUCAGAUGUUUUGCAUCUUCAGCUGAUUAACAUAUGAACACAAAUGUAAAAGUAUAACACUUCUGAUUAUUGCAGAGAUAUAACAUUAAUACACCUUUAGCAUUGUAAAGCUGCAAAAAUGUGAUCAUCAUCACAACAUAUAACAACAAAAAUCAAAUGUUAUGAGUCGAACUCUUGCAGAAUAAACCAACAGAGUUAUCCACAGCUUUUAUUAACCUGAGAACAAACUGGAGCUUCUGUUGCUGCUGGACUCCAGUUUCCUGUAAACAGAGAAAGUAUUUUUUUUACAAAUCAACCUGAUACUUCUGCUGGUGUAGUAUGUCAGAAAAUGUGUACUAGAAACAUGUGCUGCUUAAAACUGUAGUUAAUUCUGUGUUACUGACACCAGAUCAGGGAAUCUGAGCCAGUAUCAAGUGAUGCACAAACACAUGAAUCCUGUGCAAAUAAUAUCUGUGGAUCACAGAGGAAGCAAGUUGAUACAAAUGUUACUCUGGCAAGAGCUCAUUUAUUUUGACACACAUUUUCAAUUCAAGAAAAACAAACAAAUAAAAAAAAAUACAAUUACAAUACAAUUCAAAUUCAAUCAACAACAUCUGGAGUUUCCACAAAGAAAUAAAAUAAAACAAAAUGUACAAAUAAAAUAAUGUAAUAGCAAAAAAAUGAAAGUCUAAUCCUAAAUUAGCAAAACCAAACUGAAUAAAACAUUCAGUUUACAACACACAAUAAACACCAACGUUUGUCAGAUACAAAUAUUUUCUUAAAUACUAAUGUCUCUAGUUAUAACUGUCACAGUUAUCAAGGAGAUUAAAUUUGUCGCAUAAAAAUACAAAUUUAUGAGGAAAAAAAAAUACUAUACCGAACAUUACCCAGAUACCAACAUGGCAAUGGUGCCUAUAACAUUGACUAAUGAAGUAAUUUAAACAAAUCCAAAAUCACAAAGGCUCCAACAACAACAAUCUACAGACGGAGAUCAAAACCCAGUAAAAAUUUGUCCAAAUCACAAACAUAAGUUACACGAAACACUUUAAAACUACUCUCAAUAUAUUUAUAUAACAUUUUAAAGAAGCUGUUUUUAUGGCCUUAUAAGAGUUGUCUUUUAUCCUAUCUGUGGAUCAGAGGAAGCAAGUUGAUACAAAUGUUACUCUGGCAAGGGCUCCUUUAUUCUGAGCCGCGCAUGCGCAGAGCCAGGAAACUCGUUCUCCCUGUUAGACCCACAGCGGCAUGAGAGCGCCCCCACUGGCAAGAAGAUACAUGCACACAACAAACACGUCUAUAUACAUAAGAAGAAAAAAUAGAAAAAAACGAAGAUAAAAGACAAGACCAAUUCUGAUUCAAAAAUAAGGCGUGCAUUAUUAUUAUUAUUUUUUAAAACAGUUUCUCAACCAGCUACAUCUGCUUUAAAAAUGUAAAAUAAACCCACCGGACUAUAAAGACUUGAAAUGAAAGAUGAUAUUAUUUAUCCUAAACCAGAGUCCAAGACAGAAACUGGAGCCACAUUAUAGUUUAAUUAAAAAACAGCAUGUUAUCAUUGGCAGAAUAAGAAAGUUCUGUUACAGAAAAACAGACAGAU